AUGCUAAACCUCUUUUAUACUACCGUGCCUGCCAGUUCUUACCACGCACUCGUGGUCGUGGACAAAGAUGGCACCCUCUACUAUAUGACUCUUUCAAAAACCAACACCGGGCUGUUGCAACUGCUCAUGGUGAAGGACUUCUCCAAGCACACUCAUAUCAGACUCAACGCGUUGUCUUCGACUACACUCAUAAAGGAUGCAAGCAGGAUCAACCAAACGGUCGCCCUAGUCAGAGAGGCCAUGGAAGACCCUAAAUCCAUGGACAUCUCCAAGAUUAAGUACAAGAUAAUCUUUGGAACCAGCCUCCAGCGCAGAGUAUGGGACAAACUCCUCGAAAUUGAGCCUGGAACUGUCACCGACUACUUCACGUUGGCUGGCGCAUUGAAGAUGCCAACCUCCAGCAGAGUGGUUGGAAACUGUGUCGGGGCAAACAGAAUAGCCUUGUUUAUUCCAUGUCACCGGGUGCUCACCAAAGACCGCAAGAUCAGUGGUUACCGCUACGGCGUGGAAGUAAAGCGGGAUAUACUCCAACUCGAGCUUGGGCAAGAGUUCGAUAAGCUUGUCAACUAG
Messenger RNA from Suhomyces tanzawaensis NRRL Y-17324, 570 nucleotides. Its product is annotated as methylated-DNA--protein-cysteine methyltransferase. The record is from RefSeq and is a predicted model, not a curated record. Gene Ontology annotation, biological process: DNA repair. The coding region runs from base 1 to 570 and encodes 189 amino acids. NCBI's taxonomy places the organism in Eukaryota, Fungi, Ascomycota, Pichiomycetes, Serinales, Debaryomycetaceae. Gene Ontology annotation, molecular function: methylated-DNA-[protein]-cysteine S-methyltransferase activity. The transcript has a single exon.